CACCCAGAACUUCCUCAGGCCAUUUCUUGAUUGGCGCAUUCGCCUUCUUUAAAAACACCCUUUUUAGCUCUCUCUCUCUCGCGUCCCUCAACCCCAAGCUCUCUCUUAGGCUGAUCCCUGCCAUUCUGAUUCUGGUUCUGAUUUCGCCUCCCCUGCUUCUUCACUCCUGAAAACAUGGACAAUGAGUUCGUCAUGCCGUGGCAAUCGCUCUCCUCGGGAAUGGCGGCUCAGCCCGCCGACCUGAAUUGCGCUUCCAAGCAAUCCCCCGAUUGCUUCUUCAUUCCGAAUUGGGACGAUUCUUCGACAGAUCAGGGUGGUCGCUUCGAGUCCGCGCUGAGCUCCAUAGUGUCCUCCCCUCCGGCCCCCUGUUCCUACAUUUCCAAUCAGAGUGUCCUGAUCAGGGAGCUGAUUGGAAAGCUCGGCAGCAUCGGGAACUCCGGCGAGGCGUCGCCGCAUUCCCUGGCCUUGUCGGGGAAUGCCGCCGCCACCGUGAUGCCUUACAUUGGCGGAAGCAAUGGUACUAACACGUCGUGUUAUAGCACCCCUUUGAAUUCGCCCCCGAAGGUGAAUUUCACGACGGUGGAUCGCGUGGUCAAGGAGAGAUUCUCCAGUGUGGCGGGGUUCACUGCUGAUCCUGGAUUUGCAGAGAGGGCUGCGAGGUUCUCGUGCUUCGGGAGCCGGAGCUUCAAUGGCCGGACGAGCCAAUUUUCCCCGAACAGUGGCGAGCUGCCUUAUAAGCCCAACCCGCUGAUGGAGAGCAGGAAAUUCCAGCGUGUCUCGAGUAGCCCAUCACUGAAGGCGUUGGGAUCUCAGGCAGCGGCCACCGUUCAGCAGAAUGUGAAUUCGGGACUGUCCGAUCGGAUGGAACUGACGAAUUCUAACGAGGAGUCCUCGGUGUCCGAGCAAAUCCCGCGCGGCGAAAAUGGAUUGAAGGCCUCGAACGAGGCGAAUUCCAGGAAAAGGAAGGCGGCUGCUAAGGGAAAAGCGAAAGAAUCCGCUCCAUCCACACCUGUUGCCAAUGCCAUGAAGGUACCCGAGUCUAAUGACAACCCGAGUCCGAAGCGAUGCAAGCCGAACGAAGGCGAUGAAAAUGGAAAUGGAACUGCCAAAGGGGAAGAUGAUGCCAAAGGAAAUAGUACUAAGAACGAUGCAAAGCCACCUGAGCCUCCAAAAGACUACAUUCAUGUCAGAGCAAGAAGGGGACAGGCAACCGAUAGUCAUAGUCUAGCCGAAAGAGUGCGAAGAGAGAAGAUCAGUGAGCGAAUGAAGCUCCUCCAGGACCUUGUGCCCGGCUGCAAUAAGGUCACUGGAAAGGCACUGAUGCUAGAUGAAAUCAUCAACUAUGUUCAGUCAUUGCAGCGUCAAGUUGAGUUCCUUUCCAUGAAGUUGUCCUCUGUCAAUACCCCUCUGGAUUUUAAUGCAGAUGCACUCAUGUCGAAGGAUAUGUUUCAGCCCAACAACUCUGUACCGUGUCCUAUGUUUCCAUUAGAUUCCUCAGCGACCGCCUUUCACGGCCACAAUCGACCUCAGAGUCAGCCACUGCCGCCACCGCUGCAAGGACACGGCCCUAGUGGCACAGCGACCCAAGUAGACCAAUUGAAUCUGGGACCAUGUCACAACGUUGAGUCACAUUUACCUCAUCUGAAUGAUCUUCAGUAUCAGAAUUUCUGUGGAGAUGACCUGCACAGCAUUGUCCAAAUGGGUUUUGGUCAAAAUUCAAAUCAAGAAACAGCAUUCCAGCAUCAAGCUUUCCAUGGUUGAAGAUAGCAUUCGAAGAUUAGGUCUAAUGAAGAAGACAAUUAGUCGUUUCUCUUCCUUCAAUUUUUGUCAAUGAUCUUUCCUUCCUCUGGGGCUAAUUCUCGAGGGGUUUUUUCUCAGAAUACCCUCUGUAAAAUCUUUGUACAAUUUCUUCUGGUGCAGAGUGUGGUAGCUAUACAUGUAUCAUAAUAUAUAAAAAUUCUAUGAAGAUGAAGGGAUUCAUUUCUCAUCUGCUAUA
Rhodamnia argentea is the source of this 1996-nucleotide messenger RNA. Its product is annotated as transcription factor bHLH62-like. Gene Ontology annotation, molecular function: protein dimerization activity; DNA-binding transcription factor activity. The record is from RefSeq and is a predicted model, not a curated record. Lineage: Eukaryota; Viridiplantae; Streptophyta; Magnoliopsida; Myrtales; Myrtaceae. The transcript has 7 exons. Gene Ontology annotation, biological process: regulation of DNA-templated transcription. Bases 175 to 1761 code for a protein of 528 amino acids. Gene Ontology annotation, cellular component: nucleus.